AUGUGCAUGAAAGUCUUCGCCCUCCAACGCUGCCUCAGCCCCGAAAACGGCGGCUGCGGCGACUACUUUGCAGACUACCUCGAGCAGCGCGAAUGCAACCACAUGGCCCUCCCAGGCCUCCCGCAACACUACUGCCGCGCCGUCUGGGCCGGCUUCGAAGACGAGCGCAGCGCCAAAGCCAUCCACCGCGACGAGUACGCCAAGCGCGCCCACAAGCUCUGCGCGGACUGCCGCGUCCGGCACCGGCUCGCCUACCUCGAUAGCGAGGCGCAGGUGGAGCGCCGGGGCGAGUAUUCGGAUCGUAUGAAGACUAUCAUUGAGGACCUGACGCGGCGUGCGGAUCUGGGGCAGAUGGAGUUUAUGAACCGGGUGUAUCGCGACAUGUGGGAUGCUGCGCUGGGGUAUGUUCAGGGGAUGGCGAAGACGACGGACGGGGUGUGGAACGGGAUUGAGGGGGCACUUAGGCGGCACUUUGGGGAUAGCGGGAUGGAGAUGAAUGUCGUGGGAAACCUGGUUCGGGACUUGAGGAUGGCGAAGAAGGAGUUGCUUGAGCAGGUGAUGACUUCGACGAGAGAGAUGGCCACGGCGCUGGUUGGGCCGAAUAUGGAUUUCCAGCAGGAUCUGGAGGCUGGUGGGUUUAGAUCUGGAUACAUCACUGAGGAGUGGAAGCUGCAGAGAAUGGCGGCUGUUGAUGCCACGAGGGCGAAAGCCGAAGCUGGGGACCUCGAAAACGACGACGAGAUGGGGCGAGACUAUGAUUCGUCUGGAUCGGUUGGUUAUAUGAACAAGCCGAAGCCUACAAGACCCAAGUCUAUCGGCGACAUAGAGGUUUUCGUGGAACAGGACCUUUCCACGCUCCGGAUCUGGCCCGGAGCGCCCCGCCAGGAGCAUAUCCGCUCGGUGGGGCCAGCGGAUCUCGACUCAGGGCCACCCAAUCGUUGCUGGUACAUGAGCCCUCAGUUCUCGCCGGUCAGCAUGGAUCCUGGACUCGCUUCAGUAUCUUCCACUGGCGUUGUGGCAGAGUGGUCUAAUGCGCAAGACUAG
Messenger RNA from Colletotrichum scovillei, 1044 nucleotides. RefSeq lists its product as uncharacterized. Lineage: Eukaryota; Fungi; Ascomycota; Sordariomycetes; Glomerellales; Glomerellaceae. The transcript has 2 exons. Bases 1 to 1044 code for a protein of 347 amino acids. The record is from RefSeq and is a predicted model, not a curated record.